This is a messenger RNA of Cydia pomonella (codling moth), 4611 nucleotides long. RefSeq lists its product as uncharacterized. The transcript has 5 exons. NCBI's taxonomy places the organism in Eukaryota, Metazoa, Arthropoda, Insecta, Lepidoptera, Tortricidae. The coding region runs from base 241 to 753 and encodes 170 amino acids. The record is from RefSeq and is a predicted model, not a curated record.
UGUACCAAAAUACGGGGCGGGAAGGUGUUCAAUGAAAGAAAACUCGCGGUGCAGUCGAACUCAAACGUUCGUCUCCUUUGUAUGUUUUUGUGUGUUUACGUGAAUUUUGCGUGAAUAAAAACAGUGAAAUUAGAAACUAAUAAAGCCUAAGUGAACUGUUAAAGUGAUAUUUACAUCAAAACAAUUGGAUUAGAACGGACUUCGUUCCCAUUUUUGAAAAAGGAGCACAAAGAAGAGAACAUGGGUCUCCCGCACAUCACAUCGUUCUGCUGGUGCAUGGGCCUGGAGAGCGGCGCUAAAGUCGUUGGAGCCAUGCAUUUGAUCGCCUCAGGCUGCCUCUUAAUUGUGACGUCACUAAUGGCGCACGACGCUGGUUCGUAUGUGGGCACCAUCGAAGACGAGGGCGACCACAUCUACUCCAUCUGGUACCGGAUCGCUAUAGGCGCGGCCGUGCUGACCACGGUGCACGUGCUACUGGCGUUGGCCUUGUUGUACGCUGUGUGUAAGAGACACAUCACGAUCCUCCGCGCGUACGUGUACAUCAUGUGCAUACUGUACGUGUGCGCUGUGCUGUACAUCAUCAUAACGGCGGCGAUGCGCGGCCUGAGCGGCUCGGGCUCUGAUGUGUUCCUCGCCUUUUUGGAGGCUGUGCUGGUCUUUGGUUUCCUGGCGUACUGCAUCCUGUGCGUGCACAGCUACUACCUGAUGCUGCGCAGCGCGGACGACAUGGAAGGACCCAACAAGGCUUAUUAGAGCGCUCACAUGUGGAGGUACACAGCUACACACAGCUUAAUGGCGGGGCAUCCAUAAAACUACCCAUCUUGCCUAAUAGGGCAAGGGGUUUUGUGGUACCGUGUCUGAUUAAGAUAAUAAGUGAUAUCUUGCUACCCGUGGAGGAUCUACCUUAACCAAUUUUAGCCGUCUAUGUUGGAGGCUUGGUUGGUGGGGGGUAGGUUAAAAAAAAUUGUUCAGUAGGGGAUUUGGAUAGUUUGGUCCACAUUUAUGCUAUUAUUGUGCUAAUCUUAAAAUCCCCUUGCGACUGGGCGUUCAUAGAAUUCCCAUCAGCUUUGCCAUGCUUAGCAAAGUUGUUUCGGUUUUUUUCUAUUGGUCAAUAAAAAGUUAAUAAUCAUAGGAACCCAAUACAAGUUUGUGAUGUAAAAACUAUUUACACUUUUAGUUACAUGUAUAGAGAUCCCCCCCCCCCCUUAAAAAUAGCGUAGCGGCUUCCGAGUGAAAUGGCUGUGACAUAUGGACAGACGGACGGACAUGACGAAACUAUAGUGGUUCCUCUUUGCCAUUUUUGGCUUCAGAACCCUAAUAAAUGGUUUUACUCCUCCAAUUCAGUUCAAACGGCAUGUUAUUGCGUAUAGCCAAAUUAUCCGACUUUGCAUAAUAUAUUACGCCCCGCCACCAGUCAAGGCCCGCCACUGCAAUCCUUGCACAAACAAAGUUCCAUGGUCGAAAUCUCAAUGACUGUUAAAUGUGUAAUAGAACUUGUAAGUUCACAAAGAUGUAAGUGGCCAUGCUUUAAAUAUUUAGAUACGAGCGUUUACUUUCUAAGGACGAACCUAAUGAAUGCAAAUUUUUGUUUGUAUAGAACCCUUAAUAUAUUGCCAUAUUUCGAAUUUACAAUACAUAAUUACAUACGGGUAUGUUCAUUCCCAUUGCAUUAUUGACGAUUUCCUAACUUUUUGCCCACCGGUAAUUUAUACACCAAUAAUGUAAAAAGAAAAAUGCAGAAUAUCUCUGGAACAAUGUGCAGUUUUAUAACGAAAUAAAGUAAUACAUAGGGUGGGGUUGGGACGACCAGUUUGGCCUAGUGGGCAGUGACCCUGCCUACGAAGCCGAUGGUCCCGGGUUCAAAUCCUGCUAAGGGCAUUUAUUCGUGUGAUGAGCAUGGAUAUUUGUUCCUGAGUCAUGGGUGUUUUCUAUGUAUUUAAGCAUUUAUAAAUAUUUAUAUAUUAUAUAUAUCGUUGUCUAAGUACCCUCAACACAAGCCUUAUUGAGCUUACUGUGGGACAUAGUCAAUUUGUGUUAUAAUGGCCCAUAAUAUUUAUUUUUUAUUAUUUAUUUCAAAAUAAUUGUAUUAUAAAUAUUCUCUCCGAUAAUAGUGCUAAAAUGUGCCUCUUUUCGAUGAUUGUAUGCAGCAAAACAAAAGCUAGUUUUGGGGCAUUCCUCGUUAAUAUCGCUUCCGAAAUGUUUUCGCCUUUUAUGGCGGCAACUUCCAUGUUUAAAGCUAGAAAUAUACCAGCCCAAAAAUUUUUAUCGCUUUCUCAACAAUUUCAGAAGUAUGAUAAGAAUUUCAUUAAGCAAGCGACAUUCUCGUGAAAUGCCCUUUUUAGGGUUUUACAGAAUGAUUUCGACACAUUUUCUUAGCUAUUUUUUAUGGCCCUCAUAGAUGUAAGGACGCGCAGGAUUUUAUUAAUAAAUGACAUUCGGCAGCUACCUAUAUAGCCGUCGCAGUGCUUCAAUAGAUGUUUACUUAUGAAAGUUAAAUAUAAUGUAAGGAAAGGAUCCUAGCUGGGUUGGUCUCAUCUUGAGCUCAUUUGUAACUCCUUUGAAACUAAGAUCAUUAUAAGAGUGAUUAACAGUAUAAAUAUAAGAGAUAUGGUUAACUACAGAUAAUAAAAAAGAUUAAGCGCUUAUUACAAAUGAAGUAAAUAAAAUUAUACCUAUAUUUAAUUUUAUAGACGGCUAUUUCGAGGAGUAGUUAUUUUUCGGGGUAAUUACGAUUAUAAAGUGUAUUUCUCUGAUGGGAUUACUCUAAUUAUGGGAAUUUUAAUAUUAGUACGUAAGAAAAUAUAUAUAUAUAUAUAAUUAUAAUAAAUGUUAAGCACUGAAUGCGUGUUUGAAAGACUGGAUGCAUAAUUACACUUAAUAAAUAAAUUGCUUUUAUGAAUAUUGUACUUAGUUUAAGUCUUAACACAUAUAUAAUAUAUAUAUGGAUAAUUGUCUAUUGGAGCGAUAUAAGGUCUUUAAUAUGUAUAAAUAAGUGUUCAAGUUCAAAAUUCUUGUAAACUUCAGUAAUACUCUAUGUCAAUAUUAUUUCAGCCAAUAUUGCGAUUGGUAGCUACGUUAAAUUUUAUAAUACGAUGUCUUAUUUUUGGUUAAAUUUUGCACACAUAUGCAAGGAAAUAAGAGAGAUAGAGAUAUAAUGGUCGAAAGAGACUUAACAGAUUAUAUUUAAAUUAUUUGAUUUUAUAAAAUAUAACCUAAUACGUAUACAUACAUAGUUUAUAUAAUUAUGGUAACGUACUUACGUAUUUUUAUUAUUUGACCUAGUCAAAAAAGCGCCUUCAUACGAAAAGUACUUUGUAUCUGACCAACCAGAGUCUAUUUGCCAAUUUUACACUAUCUCACGGUGAUAUAUCUCUACUGCCAUAGAAUUUAUAAUGUUCUUGUAUUCGAAUUUUAACAAUCAUUUUGUUUAUUUAAAUAUUUAAAUAACACCUAAAGUUAAUAAUUAAAUGAGAAUUUACAAAAACUUUUUCUGACGGAUCGUUUGAGAUGGUGAUCGUCAAAUUACCAAGUUAUAUACCAAGGAUUUGUGAAGAUUCUAGGGUUGUCCUACCCUUAGUAAUUUAAACAGAAUUCCAUGUUUCAAAAACGUUUCAUGUAAAUCUACCCUAAAUAAUAUCGAUGUGCUUAAAAUGUCAUCCACCCAAAAUUCGUAUACAUGUCGACGGCCGAUGAUGAUGAUCAGGCAGAUUAUGAAUUUCCUAGGCAUAUGGUGAAUAGUAAAAACCAUUGUCUCGGUCUCUGAGUUGACGGUGCCCCGCUAUCGACUGCGGGGCCCCUAUUUCUUCCUCGGGCAACUGAAGCAACCUAAAGAAUCUAUCCUACUUAUCUAAUUAUUACCGUCAAAACAUUACACAGGAACUUUACGAUCGGCCUGAUUUUACGAACGGCUGCCGACAUGUAUAUUAUACCUACUGAGAGUGACAUUAAACAAACAAGUAAAAGUUACCGAUCACAAUCGUUGCGUCCACUUUCUACGCCUUUUGUAAAAUAUUACAAUACCUAUAUGAAAAGGAAUAAAAGUAUAAAAUUAUGUCUACUAGUUAUACAAUUUACUAAUUCUACAUGUAUCUUCUUAUGUACAUUUAACGAGAAGCCCUUAUUGCAUUUAUAAGUGAAGAAAUAACUACAUAUAUUCUAUAUAAAUGGCUUUUUAUUCGUAUUUGCGAUGCUAGUGAUACGACCAAAAUUUGUAAAUUUAUUUACGUUUUUAGUGAUAAUAUUUUUAAUAAGUCCAUCACACGAUUUAAAAUUGACACUCAGAAAUAGGGCAUUGAGAAACACGCGGGGUUGCUAUAGGCAAUGGAAAUACUACUCAUUUUUAGAAAUGCUUUUCGAUCUACCUGUACAUGUCGCAGGGUCUUUUUCUAUCUUUUACUUUUAAUUGUAGUAAAAACAGCUGCUUAGAAUAACCCCGCGUGUAACAUAACCCCAUUACAAAAAAAAACUUAUGAGAGACUUAAAAAAUCUGUUUGAUGUGAUUUUGCACAUUACUUUAUAACGUUAAAAUGUUAAGUUGUAUGGUCGUGUAAUUGUUAGACGCUUAUUUUUCAAUUAUAUUGCCUUUAUUAAACGUGGCUUUGCCCAAAUUUA